This is a messenger RNA of Cynocephalus volans (Philippine flying lemur), 2444 nucleotides long. It is a transcript of the gene METTL21A, whose product is annotated as methyltransferase 21A, HSPA lysine. The transcript is spliced from 5 exons. Lineage: Eukaryota; Metazoa; Chordata; Mammalia; Dermoptera; Cynocephalidae. Gene Ontology annotation, biological process: peptidyl-lysine methylation. Gene Ontology annotation, molecular function: protein-lysine N-methyltransferase activity. Gene Ontology annotation, cellular component: cytoplasm; cytosol. The coding region runs from base 303 to 959 and encodes 218 amino acids. The record is from RefSeq and is a predicted model, not a curated record.
GUGACUGCGCCUCUGUCCCGAGUGGCUCGAGGGCCCUGCUUCGGGGAGUGCUGGGCGCGCCUCGCCCUCCGCCCGGUGGCUCCCUGCGCUCUGGGGCCUGCGGGAAGGUCGAGGAGAUGGAACAGCGGUGGCCGUGUGUGUCCGGCUGGUGUCAGAAGGCAGGAUAGUCAGUCAGGCCGUUACCACCCAGUCAGAGUGCAGCGUCGCUUCCAUUGUUGCCACUGCCGAACGCACCGACCUGGGGGAAGACCGGCAGCUCUGCAGUCAAGGCAGGUCCGAGCAGAGGACUGGGUGCGGGCAAGAUGGCCCUGGUGCCGUAUGAGGAGACCGCGGGAAUGGGGUUGCAGAAAUUCCACAAGCCUCUUGCCACCUUCUCCUUUGCAAACCACACGAUCCAGAUCCGCCAGGACUGGAGACAUUUGGGAGUCGCAGCAGUGGUUUGGGAUGCGGCCAUCGUUCUUUCCACAUACCUGGAGAUGGGAGCUGUGGAGCUCAGGGGCUGCUCUGCUGUGGAGCUGGGUGCUGGCACAGGGCUGGUGGGCAUAGUUGCUGCACUUUUGGGUGCUCAUGUGACUAUCACGGAUCGAAAAGUAGCAUUAGAAUUUCUUAAAUCAAACGUUCAAGCCAACUUACCUCCUCAUAUCCAACCCAAAGCUGUUGUUAAGGAGCUGACGUGGGGACAAAAUUUGGGGAGUUUUUCACCUGGAGAAUUUGACCUGAUUCUUGGAGCUGAUAUCAUAUAUUUAGAAGAAACAUUCACAGAUCUUCUUCAAACACUGGAACAUCUCUGUAGCAACCACUCUGUGAUUCUUUUAGCUUGCCGAAUUCGUUAUGAACGGGAUAACAACUUCUUAGCGAUGCUGGAGAGGCAGUUUACUGUGAGUAAGGUUCACUAUGAUCCUGAAAAAGAUGUACAUAUUUACAAAGCACAGAAGAAAAACCAGAGUGAGGACUUAUAGUUGGUUGUUAUUGAGUGUGUCAAUUAAGGUCUUAGACUGGGAAUCUAAUCAUAUUUAAAUGAAGUGGCUUACUGUACAAAAAAGUCUUAACCAAAGGUUCUCAAGGGACAGAACAUAUGUACAGUUUUAGAACAAAGCUUUUUCACAUUGCUGUGAUUUUUAGUCAUAUUUUACUCACUCUGAAGUUCAAUUAACAUUAAAGGAAAGUGUGAGAUUUUGGUUUGUGUUGUUUCUGUAUCCCAUGCUGUUCCCUCUUGAUAAAUAAUACUCAUUGAUGAUAAUGAUGAAGGACUGGUAUAAAGGUGUCUUUCAACUAGUGAGCUUGUGUUGGUGAGGUUAAGUCAUGCAAAUUAUUUUAAACACAUUCUGAGAUAUAUCUUGUUUAUCUCGGUUUUCAAAUUUUCUGAAUAUAAAACAAGAGGAUUAACAUAUGUUCCCUGAGCUGUUAGUGCUAUUGGAAUGAGUUUUCUGGGGUCUCAUGUCAUGGUUUUUGGCUUAAUUCCAGGUUUAGGUAUAUAAACAAACGAAUAAGUAAAAAUAAAUUUUUAGUUACUUUUUGAAAGCAUCUAAAAUCUUGGACUGGAAUCAAGUCAAAUGCUAUGGUUUUCUUCAAAUAAAAUGCUAUGGUUUUCUCCUUCAGCUUUACCCUUUCUCAAAUAUUUUUGUAUAUUUCUUUCCUAGCUUUCCCUGCCUCCUUUUAAUGUACUGAUUGACAUUUAAAAGAAGUUUUAAAUCUCAUCCCUCCACGAGCGGUUAACUCCCCAAGUAUAAGCUCCUUCUGUAGUGUACUUGUAAUUGCUCAUUCAUUGUCUGUAUUCCCCAGUAGUCUGUAAUCUUAUUGAGGGACAGGAAUGCUUCGGCCUCUUCCAUUGUUGCUUCCCCAGUACCUAGUAUAUCAUAACCAAAUAAUGAAAAAGAUACGUGCCAUUUAGAGGGUAUUGAUUUUGGGGUUAAGUGAUUGCUACACUGUUUUAUGAUUUCUUUGAUAGACUUUAUGAAUGAAGUCACACACACAUGAACUUUUCUUUUUAUAAUACAAAAGUUUAAACAAUAGCUUAAACAAAUUUAGACCAAAAGAAUAUUAUAAUCCCAAUAUGGUAUUUGUUACUAGAGAUAGAUUUAUUUCACAUAACAUUAAAAAUAAGACCUCCUCCUUUUUAACUUUUUUACUAGUAUCUCAGAUGUGAAAAUACCCACUAUGUUAUUUUCUGAUAUAUUCAAGUAGCAGUUUUACUUUAAUAAAGGUGAAUUAAAAGUUGUAAGUAUUCUGUAAUGUACCAGUUCAAUGUAAUUCUAAUGCACAUGAAAUAAAAAUAUCUAUAGCUUACUGAAUCCAUAAAAUACCAGUACUACGCUAUGAACAUGGAAGGCAUAUCACCAACACUAUAAUGAAAAACCAAUCCCAUUUAGAUAUGUAAUUAGAAAUGAAUGUAUUUUGGAGCUGGCUGGUUAACUCGGUUAGAGUGUGGUGCUGAUAACACCAAG